Triticum dicoccoides is the source of this 607-nucleotide messenger RNA. Its product is annotated as ferredoxin, root R-B1-like. Gene Ontology annotation, molecular function: 2 iron, 2 sulfur cluster binding; electron transfer activity. The coding region runs from base 4 to 468 and encodes 154 amino acids. NCBI's taxonomy places the organism in Eukaryota, Viridiplantae, Streptophyta, Magnoliopsida, Poales, Poaceae. The record is from RefSeq and is a predicted model, not a curated record. Gene Ontology annotation, biological process: electron transport chain. The transcript has a single exon.
GCUAUGGCAACUCUGGGCGCAGCAACAGCAUGCGUCCCUACCUCCGGCGUCAGGUGCGUGCCAGCGUUUGCCGCCGCGCCGGAGCCGAUCAGGACCGCCCCGCGUCCCGCCGCCUCCCCGAAGCGACCCGCGACGGGCGGCGCGAGGCUGUCGGCCAGGUUCAGGACGGCGGCGGCGGCGCACAAGGUGAAGCUCGUCGGGCCCGAUGGCGCGGAGACGGAGCUGGAGGUGGCGGAGGACGCCUACAUCCUGGACGCGGCGGAGGAGGCCGGCGUGGAGCUGCCCUACUCGUGCCGGGCCGGGUCGUGCUCGACGUGCGCGGGGAAGCUGGCGUCCGGCGAGGUGGACCAGACGGACGGGUCGUUCCUGGACGACGCGCAGAUGGCCGAGGGCUACGUGCUCACCUGCGUCGCCUACCCCCGGGCGGACUGCGUCAUCUACACCCACAAGGAAGAGGAGGUGCAUUAGAUUAGCUAGACCAAUCCGUGCCAGAGUUUUCGUGUUGUGUCCGACGGUUCGUGUCUUGCAGAUGUACGGUGCUGUGUAGUGUAGUGGAGUAGUAUCUGAUGGGCUAAUAAGCCACGGCGACGAAGCCGAGCACGUCGAG